GGUUAGAGCAGGAGCCACGUGAGCAGAAGGCGGAAGAAGUCGACACAUUAUUCUCCGCCUCCUCUGCUUCGUCGUCCAGCGAGAAAGAGAGAGCGAGCAAAAAAAGGCGCCCCGCAAAAGAAAAGGAGACAUGGCGGGGAUUAAAGGUAUCGGGCCGCUUCUCUCCUCGCGCCUCGGUCUCUCUUUCUCUCUCCCUCCGCUUUCCCCGUCGGCGCGGCUCUCUCGCUCCGCCGUCGCUAUGACUACCUCGCUCCCGCCCCUGCCCGGGGAAAGUUCCUCUGCAAAUACGGCUAAAGGAGCCUUUCGCUGUGCAGCCCCCUCUCGGUCGUCGCCAACAACAGACUUCUCUCUGGGGCAGCGUAACUUUUUGCACUGCGCCGGCGCUGGGUCUCUUUCUCCUCCUUCCUACGCCCUUUUCCAGGGUGUGGAUGUGAAGCACGCGGGGUGGGGAAUCCGGAGGCGCCGGCGAGGGCAGGGCUCUUUUCUCUGGAGCAACUGCCGAGAAGGGCUCUGGCCGGUCACAUUUUGCUGAAAAUUCCUUUCCCUUGAAGCCUAUUUAAAAGUUCAGGAAUUUUCCCAGCUGCUGUGACCUACCCCAAACCAUUGUUUUACAUGCGAUCGGUUUUGAUUCGAAAGCAAAAAAAGAAACCCACUAUGGUUCUUACCAGUGCUUUUCUUCUAAAAAAAAUAUGUUUAUGGGUACUCUCAUUUUCCUACUCAUUGAAAUACUGCCCCUCAAAGGAGGUCAAACUUAGAUUCACAAAAUUUUUAGGGGUGUGCGUCCCCCCCCAGAAAAAAAGCACUGGUUAUUACAAACUUUUGGACUUUUUGUUUAUUGUAGUCACCAAGGCAAUGAGUAUACAGCUCAUGCGGAGUGUGGUACUUCACUAUGUUUAAAAUCUCUCCGUCCCAAUUGCAGAAGUAUAAUUUAAGUGAUCAGUGAAACCCUUAAAAAAAGAAAAUUCCAGCAAGAGGGUCCCAUCCUGGAAGUAUGGCUGUCGAAAGUGAAACAAACGUUAUUUACUUACUUCAUAAGAUUUAUACACCUCUUUAUAGUAAAAACACAAUCUUCAAAGUGGUUUGCAAACAAAAACAGUAAAAUUAAGGAAAAUUCAACAAACCCUACUUUAUAACACACAAAAGUUAAAAUACUAAAGCAUUGAAAUUACCUCGCCUUUCUCUGCAUCCAGAUAGGCUUGUCUAAAUGCAAGAAGUAGUGACCGCCACCAAUUUGGGAUAACUUAAGGAAGAGAAGACAAAUUCAUGGAGAAUCAGGCUGUCAGUGGAUACUAGCAAGUGGUGGUGGUGGCGGGCGGAGAGCUCUUGCACCCAGGUCCUGGUUCUGGGCUUCCCAUAGGCAUCCCAUUGGCCACUGAAGAGGAUGUUGGGGCAUUGGUCUGAUCCAUCAGGCUCCUCAUAUUCUUAAGGUAGAUCAGAAUAUACUGGUAGAUCUCUGGGUGAUAUGCAUUAGAUUACUAAUGGCAGCAACAAGGUGAUUUCCACUCCACCCCUAUGUAGGCUGCUGAAAUGAAGAAAGCUAGCCAGGAGUGGAUUUUUUUUACAUGAAAUGACUGUGAGCUCAGUUAUGUUCUGGUACUAGAAAGAAAUUCCUAGGUUCAGGAGGCACUUUGGUAUUUAAUUCUAACUUUUUUGUUUUUAAUUGGCUCUGAUUGGAGUUCCAGUAAAAAACAAAGUAGAUCCAACAAGCCUGAAUUCUGACCACCUCUUGAGAUCGAACAUCUGCUGUAUCAGGAGGCUACACCUUUAACUGCAAUGUUGGAUCACUUUGUGAAUUAAACUGCACAGACUGUGAUUGUACAAAUGAAUGUUAAGCGUGUUAGUGAUGUCAUUCUUUUUAUUUCCACUUGUGUAGCCCUGGUUGGCUUAUCGUUCACUGGAGCUAUGGGUCUGACGUUUCUUGUAUUGGGGUGUGCACUGGAAAGUUACGGGUAAGACUGAAUUAAUACGAGAUAUAUCACUGUUCUAUGUUGUGUGAUGGUUCCAAGCAUGCUUAUUUGGAAUGAAAUCCUUAAACAAGCGGUUUAUGAACGCAGGUUGAAUUCUUUUUUCAUUCUUACGCCUUUCAGAUGAUUGAGGGAAAUGAGCAGCAUCAGAGAUUGUAACGGGCUUAAUGUGUGGGAGAGCAGUCUGACAGCUGAGAAGAAAAAUGAGGGUAGUUUGGUAAACCUUUGCUAAAGCAGUGUUGAGGAAUAGAAAUUGGUAUGUCAGAUAGAGAAGAUGCAGUAGAAUGCUAAAAGGUUCACAAAUUAGAAUCUGAGCUGAUACGGAGAUAGGAGAUGACAAGGGAUGCGGGUGGCGCUGUGGUCUAAACCACUGAGCCUCUUGGGCUUGCUGAUCAGAAGGUCGGCGUUUUGAAUCCCUGCGACAGGGUGAGCUCUGUCCCAGCUCCUGCCAACCUUGCAGUUCAAAAGCAUGCCAGUGCAAGUAGAUAAAUGGGUAUCACUGCAGUGGGAAGGUAAACGGCGUUCCCAUGCGCUCUGUUUUCCGUCACGGUGUCCUGUUGCACCAGAAGCAGUCAUGCUGGCCACAUGACCUGGAAAGCUGUCUGUGGACAAACGUCGGCUCCCUCGGCCUGAAAGCGAGAUGAGCGCCGUAACCCCAUAGUCACCUUUGACUGGACUCAACCAUCCAGGGGUCCUUUACCCUUUUUUUAAAGAGAUGAAACUGCAGAAAACAAGGGGCAAAGAAGGGAGGAGGAAGAAAAUACAGUUGGGCUGGAAAACUGAGUAUCCUGAAGUGAGUGGAAGAACAAAUGUAUAUGGCCCUAGAUUUAUACUUCAGUGACUUUUUCCUAUGUACAUUGGUACGUCUGGAUAUGAAUUUAAUUAGUUGCGGAGGUCCAUUCUUACCCCGAAACAUUUGCAUCCAGAGGCGCCUGUUCUGCGCAGGCGUGCGUGACCGUAAUCCGCUUCUGCAUAGGUGCGGGCGGCGGAAACCUUUCCGUUACUUCCGGGUUUGUCGCGUGCGUAUCCUGAAGUAUUUGCAAAGGGGACAGUACGUAACCCGAGGUUCCACUGUAUAUAAUUAUGUGUAUAUUUCUGUGCUCAGCUGUUACGAUUUCAGAGGAUGAUAAUAGGUUGUGCAUAAAAUUCAUUUUAAACGGCAUUAACUUCUCUCAUCUUUUGUGUUUGUCAUUCUGCAGCGUCUACUGGCCUUUAUUUGUUUUGAUAUUUUACUUCAUAAGUCCUAUUCCCCACUUCAUCACAAAAAGAGUAAGCGAUGAUACUGAUGCCGCAAGCAGUGCCUGCAGGGAGCUGGCAUGUUUCUUCACGACUGGAAUUGUGGUUUCUGCCUUUGCGUUUCCUAUUAUCCUUGCACGCGUUGAAGUGGUAAGGUCUUAUCACAAGAAAAGUUUAUAUGUCACCUUUUGACCCCUCACAGUCCUGGGCAAAAUACAACAUCCCACUCUUCUGAUUGCUCCAUUAGCACAAGCAUUUCGGCUUGCCAGAUGGAAUGGACCCCCCCCCCCCAAAAAAAAUCUUUCCCCUGUAUGCUGUUCCCUCACAUUCAGUCAAAUUUUUUGGGGAAGGAAGCUUGGUGCUCAAGCAGAAGUCCUUGCACAGGGCUUCUUCUGAUGAGAGUCAUUAGGUAAAUCCCACGCCCUGUUUUUCUGGUGUAUGGCACAUUGCCUUGCAGAUAAACACUUCACAAAAUGAGUCAUCUUAAUAAUGUAUUCUGGUUAAGUUGCUGUUCACUGUAAACCAGACACAGCACCAAGCAUAAUUUCACAAAUGUCACUGUGAGUGACGCUGCUGCCCCCUUUUUUUAAAAGAAAAGUUUACAUUAAAAAAAAUAAUUGCUCAGCACUGUAAAUAGAAAUACUGGGUGAAGCCACUUCUAACUUCUCAGUUGAGGGGUAGGACCCAGAGUAACUGAGGAUAAAGAAAGUUAUCCCAACACUUUUCCAGGCCCUCUCAGGAAUCCAGAGAGGCCUGGAUGCUUCUGGUUCUUGAGGUGCCCAGUCAUAAUAUCAAAAUGUCAAUACAUGAAAACAUAAAAAGCACUAAAAAGAGUGCAGCGUUAAAUAAGUAAUUUAACAAAUGCUGCUUCUAACAUAUGCCUUUUACCAAAUCACCUCCUGCUUAAAUUUUCAGCUGUGUGAUAGUGUCACAUUUAGGUCCAGUGUGCAUAAAAGCAAGUUGUUAAAUGCCAAAAAAUUAACAAGUGACUAAAUAUAAGCCCCCCUUUGAACUUGUAGCCCAAGCCGAACAGCCUUGGAUUUGCCCUGCCCUUGCAGUUACAGUUCUGAAUGAGGAAGUUGCUGUUAUUGCCAUUAAUUUCUUUAGUCCCAUAUCUCUGGGCUCAGACCCUGACAUGCACUGGGGAUGGAGCCCAGAGGUACUGUGAAUGACUGUGAUUGUAGCUGACUCAGCCAGUGUUGAAAGAAAAGUGCUGGGUGUGAGGCAGACACAGAUGCUAAUAACUUCCUUAUUCAUAUUGUCUCUGGGAAUCCAGCAUGAACACGAGAGGGCAAAAAGUUUGUAGUGAGCUGUGCUCUCUCGCUCUCUCUCUCUCUCUCUCUCUCUCUCUCUCUGUGUGUGUGUGUGUGUACAUGCAGAUGUCAGCUCCUUCACUCCUGACCUUCAUGUGUUUAGUGUUAAGGCCUGAAGAGGGCUUCUUAACUGCACUUGGCUGAACCCCCAUUUUGCCCUCAGACUGAAGCAGACUGAUAAGUUUUUAGUGGUCUACAUGUUUACAUGCAUUCUGGUUUGUUUCCUUUUGAAAACUUUAUUUCGCAAUAAGGUUUUCACGUGAAUAAACCACUGGUUGUGCGGGUGGAAUUCUGAAAUCUCUGCAGUAAAUGUUUUCUAGCUGCAGUCUAGAGGAGUGUAAACACCUAGCUGAACUUAUGGCGGUUUAGGCGUAGUUAACACACACCGGAUUGCAUUGUCUGGCUUUGAUGACGGGAGCUCCUUUAUAUGCCCACCUGUGCUUGCAAGUAUGCAUAGCAGGACUUCAUACUGCUUUCCAUUAUCUGCUUGGCAACUUUUCCAAAUCCACAGAGAGCAGGAAGGUAGAAGGAGGUGCUACAUGUUGCGAUUACUGAUAUCUGCAGUUGCUCACCUUCCAUGCUUUAAGAAAGCGAACUAUUACCUGCUUUAAUGAAUUAUUUUUUGGUGUUUGUGUUAGCUAUUGCAGAUGCUGUUUUGGCUUUCAUUCAGGUAUUCCUCUCUAUCCACUUCCAUACCAGCAGGAGUGAGUUCAGCAGCAUCAGUAGGCGAGAGCUGCUGCCCUUGCAUGUUAUUAUUGUGCUCUGUUCUCCUUCCCCUGUUGGUUGCCUGUGACAAGAUAGGCUAAUGACAACCAUACUGGGUUAAGGACAGUCAUACUGGGCAGCAGAAUGCUUGGUGAUGCUGGCUGUCUUGCUUGCAGUGUCCCGUUAGAAAUCCUUUGAAACUCCAGUCUCCUGCUCACUGUUCUUAAAACAUCCCUCCCAUUCACAAAUGGUGAACAGUCUGUUUCACCCAAUUUACAUUUCUAUCUUGUUUACUGUUCUGUUUGCUCUCAUUCACUUUGGGAGUUUAAUAGGACAGGUUAAGAUGAACAAACUUUUUUUUGUUUUUUGUUAGUGCACUUGACUUUGCCUUAAUGAUUAAGCCACAGUGCUGUGUUACCAGAACAGAAGCACGUAAAGAUAUAUUUACAUCUUUCUCAUAUCUACUAGUAUUAUCCCUGGUUUCCUUCUCCCGAGCCCUUAGUUGAGGUUUCAUAAACUUGUUAUGUCUAGAAUUCUCCUUUCCAAGAUCUUAUCUAAUUUAUUUUCCAGUAGUAGUACUACAGUCAUACCUUGGGUUUACAAACGUGAUCUGUGCGGGAGGCACGUUCACAACCCGCAGCGCCGCAUCUGCGCACGCGCGUGAUGUCAUUUUGAGUUUCUGCGUGAGCGCCGAAACCCGGAAGUGACCUGCUCUGGUACUUCCGGGUUCACCGCGGUCCGCAACCCGAAAACGCACAAUCCGCUGCGUUUGUAACCCGAGGUAUGACUGUAUACAUCUUCUGUAUACUUAGUCCAUUUCUCUGUUUAAGAAUGUUAAAUAAGAAUAAAUAAUACAGUCCGACCACUAGAGAGAGCUCUAAUUCCUUUUCUUACCAAACAAUGUUUUGCUAAAGGUUGAAGAUUGUAAAACAUCUGGAAAUGCAGAAACCAUGGGUGGGAGGAACAUUUUUACAGGUUUUUGGUGAAAGAAAAUCUGUACAAUACAUAUAAAACCCAAAAUUACUUUACUGGAAGAGCUUAAAGUGAAUAAUGGCUAAGCCAAUAGAAUUUUAUUUGCUGAUCUAUGUGGCAUAUUUAUGAAAUGUAAAAAUAUAAGUGCUACGCAGCACAGUGCUUUGAAGUAAGCUACACAGAGUUCUAUGAGACUUAUUUGCUCCGAAGUACAGUAGAUCUUUAUAGGUUUGCAGCAUCAAUUGUAUUGAAACUAUAUAUCUCAAUAGUGCCAGUGCUAGAGAUGGAAUUUUGAAAGUUACUGCUUCCAAAGGUAUUUAGGUAUAUCUUAGUUUUUGUUAGUUGAGAAAACUUAAAUAAAAUACUGUGGUAGAAAGUAUCGAGUUUGUGUUAUGGGUCUAUAACUUUAACAAAUAAUAAAACCAUGUAAUAAAACCUACAUUUUGUUUACUACAAUCAUUUUACAGCUUCUAGCUUUUUUAGGUGCUUUUAUAUAAAAAAGGCUGCUAGCAGUAAUAAUACCAUUUUAUUUUUAUUUUUAAAAAAACUUGCAUAUUUUUAGAAAGUUCAGAAAACCUAUAAUAUAAUCAAGAAGUAGCAUUAAUAUGUAUAUUGAGCCAAGCAGGGUUACUAUAAAGUUUAUAUCAUCAACUUUUAAAAAUGGGCUACUUCCUUGGAUCAUUGUUCUCAAUCUUCCAUGUCUGCUUUUUGCUUAAUAGUUUGCAUGUUUUCAAACAAUAUUGGUUUGCGUCCCCUGAUGCACAAGAUCAGGAAUCGAAGGCUCAUUGAGAAGCACAAGAGAUUAGUGACUGUGUUGUCCAAACGUCUUUCUGCCUUCCUUGUUGCAGGAACUCAAUGUUCCCAGGUUGACCAGAGUUGUUGCAUAUACUUGCAUUUGAAAGUAGUUUACCAGCACCAAGUUCUGAGAAUAAUGCUUGGUGGACCUGUAAUCCUAUGCCCAUUUUUCUGGGAGCAAGCACUAUUGAAUUCAUGGGACUUAUUUUUGAGUAGACAGAUGGAGGAUUGCCCUAUUAGUAAUCUAGAGCAAUAACAAUGGAAUAAUAACAUAACAGUUUAAAUUUAUUUUAGCUGUAAGAGAUUUACAAGUGUAAAUUCUUUUUAAUAUUAUUUUAAAACAUUGUCUUUUCAAAACCAUUUUACUCACAAUUCAAAGAUAAAUGAUGUCAUAUUUGUCUUUAUUUUAUCAGUUUCACCCAAAUAUUAGUUUGGCCAAGGUGGCAAAGAGAAGCAAUGUGUGGACAAUGGGAUUUCCAGGCCUUCAUAGUUCUAGUAAUGGGGGCAGACUUUUAAUUUGCUCUUUUGAGAAGACUAUGGCAGGCUGCCGCUAAAUUACUCUAAAUUAUUUUCCCCUUCCAUUGUGGAUGAGCUUGAAAAAUUAUCACUGAACAUCUUGUAAACUUUUCAUGAACUGCUAUCUCGACCAGUUUUACUGUACUCAUAAAGGACAAAUAAUUGUUUAUAUAUAUAUAUCACUGCAUUUUAGGGAAAUGUUUAAUUAGUUCCUGUAAUGACUACUUAGGUAUGUAACAAUUUCAGAUUACAUUAGUUUGCUUGGUACUCAAAAUUUACUGUUUGAUCGUAAGCGCUUUUAGCAUCCUGAUGUUGUAUUUCUUUGUAUGUGUCUAAUGCUCAAAGUAGGGUGCAUUUUCUAUCAAUGAAUAGAGAGUAAAUCUUUCUUCUUAUUCACUUUGUAUUUCAGAUCAAGUGGGGAGCUUGUUGCCUUGUUCUGGCUGGAAAUGCAGUAAUUUUCAUUACCAUUUUAGGCUUUUUUGUUCUAUUUGGAAGAGGAGAUGAUUUUUCCUGGGAACAGUGGUAGACUUCACUAUGGAUUUUCAUAUGGAUCUGCACUUUAGGGCUUACAAGGAGCUUUACUAUGACACGGAUCUUAGAGUACAUUGUAUGUAUGUAUGUAUGUAUGUAUGUGUAUACACGCAUACGCAUAUGAUGACUUAUAUUAUUUGCAUGCAUUAAUAGCUUUACACUAUUGCAAGUCUUCCCAAACUUGGAUCUCCAGCUGUUUUUGGACUACAAUUCCCAUCAUCCUUGACCACUGGUCCUGCUAGCUAGGGAUGAUGGGAGUUGUAGUCCAAAACCAAUGGGAGAAACCAUGCACUAUUGGAUAUGGGUCCGCUUUUUGUAUCUGGUGCCAGCCUAACACAGGGUAAAUGUAUUGCCUUUUAAGUACUAGUCUUUCUAUUUAGUUGGAUACAUGCAACUUGCCGCAAUUUGUGAGAAUUUUUUGGACUGCAACCUACAUUUUGCAAAUUGGGUCUGUCUUGCAGGUUAGAUGGAUUUGUAGUGAUGUGGAGUUUCGUUUCAACACUUAAAUUUGAUACAACAUUUGCUUUUUAAAAACAAAACAAUCCUGACGUACAGAAAAAAAGGUAUUGAAAGUAUAUCAAAUGCAAAAAAAGAGUUUCAUUUUGCCAAAGUGCUGAAAUAACUGUAGUAAGCAUUUCUUCGUGACAAUAGCACAAAGACAUUUUAAUGGUAAUGUUUGUAAAAUACUCAGACUAUUCGACUCUUGAAUUACUCAGGGUUUGUAAUGCUUUGAAUACAGUCUUGAAGAGCUUUUGCAUGAGUGAGAAAAUGGGAUACAAUCCUGCAGAUGCAUUUCAUGCAUUGACAGUUCUAUUCUGUGUUGCUGGAAGUUUUGAGAUAAUUAAUUUUAAAAGUAGUUUUAGCUCUGGUAAGAGUAGAGGUAUGAAAAAUUAACGCUGCCCUCCUCUACACGUUUGCUUGGGAGUAACCCAGACACAAGUUUAUUCUACUGAAGACUGGGAUUUACUCCUGAGUCAACAUGCAUAGGGUUAGGUUGUGAAGUUGCCUUAUAAAUUAUGCUGCAGCAAAAAAAGAGAGAAGGAAUAGAAAUUUAGCUUUGAUCUUCUUUUCCUGGUGUUCCAAAAGUCUGUCUUUCACCAUCAUUUUCAGAUAAUACAGAACACACCUUUUUAAAGGUGGCAUGAUAAAGGCAAAUGAUAAUGUUCACUUUCUGGCGCAGCGGUGGGUAUCCCACAGCCUCUGGCCUUAUUUCACAGGGCCUUCAACCUGAUUUAAUAUGGGUAUUCAAAAGAGUGUGCCUUGCCUUGCUUUGGGAUCUGCCCCUCCAAAACUGACUUUGGUCGCACCCACCUUGACCGAGUGUGACCUUCAAAAGGAGAUAGGUUUUGCCAUCUCUGUUCUAAAAGGUGCUUUACUCUUUAAAGUGGGAACACAAGUUAUUUUAUAGGUGAGAUAUAGUGAUGAAAGUUCCCACCCCCCAUUUAAUGUGCAAACUCAAAUUACUAUUUGUGGUGGUGUGAAAUAAGAGUUAUUGCAAGGGUUAUAAAGGUUCCUGUGAGCCUGAUAUUAUUUGGCUCCAAGCUUGUCAUCCUGCCAGUAUCUGUGACCUGUUAGCGAUUUUCAUUAUAUAGUAAAAAAAAAUAAAAAAUAUUGUGGUACCCUAAAUACUCAUAGUAAUCUUACUCCAAAGUGCCUUUCUCUAAGAUUAUUGUGUUCUGCAGGAGGCAUGUGCAUCAAAGCCAUGCUGCAUGUAUUUGAUAAACAUUGCUUUGCAUUCUCUUGUUGACGAUGUUUCAUAUACAGCAUAUAUGAACUUUUGUAACCUUUGUAAUUUAUGUCAUUUGAAGUACUGGAAUUGCACAGUAUUAGAAUACAUUUGUGAAUGUAUUUUUUAAAAACUCAAUAAAAUUUUACUUCAAAGUCU
Podarcis lilfordi (Lilford's wall lizard) is the source of this 9917-nucleotide messenger RNA. The record is from the annotation of a GenBank genome assembly. Lineage: Eukaryota; Metazoa; Chordata; Lepidosauria; Squamata; Lacertidae.